Molecule: messenger RNA, 996 nt
Organism: Mandrillus leucophaeus (drill)
Lineage: Eukaryota; Metazoa; Chordata; Mammalia; Primates; Cercopithecidae
Gene: KLF9
Product: Kruppel-like factor 9
Exons: 2
Coding region: 11-745 (244 amino acids)
Biological process (GO): regulation of transcription by RNA polymerase II
Molecular function (GO): RNA polymerase II cis-regulatory region sequence-specific DNA binding; DNA-binding transcription factor activity, RNA polymerase II-specific
Source: RefSeq, a predicted model, not a curated record
CGCCCGCACCAUGUCCGCGGCCGCCUACAUGGACUUCGUGGCUGCCCAGUGUCUGGUUUCCAUUUCGAACCGCGCUGCGGUGCCGGAGCAUGGGGGCGCUCCGGACGCCGACCGGCUGCGACUACCUGAGCGCGAGGUGACCAAGGAGCACGGUGACCCGGGGGACACCUGGAAGGAUUACUGCACGCUGGUCACCAUCGCCAAGAGCUUGUUGGACCUGAACAAGUACCGACCCAUCCAGACCCCCUCCGUGUGCAGCGACAGUCUGGAGAGUCCAGAUGAGGAUAUGGGAUCCGACAGCGACGUGACCACCGAAUCUGGGUCGAGUCCUUCCCACAGCCCGGAGGAGAGACAGGAUCCUGGCAGCGCGCCCAGCCCGCUCUCCCUCCUCCACCCUGGAGUGGCUGCGAAGGGGAAACACGCCUCCGAAAAGAGGCACAAGUGCCCCUACAGUGGCUGUGGGAAAGUCUAUGGAAAAUCCUCCCAUCUCAAAGCCCAUUACAGAGUGCAUACAGGUGAACGGCCCUUUCCCUGCACGUGGCCAGACUGCCUUAAAAAGUUCUCCCGCUCAGACGAGCUGACGCGCCACUACCGGACCCACACUGGGGAAAAGCAGUUCCGCUGUCCGCUGUGUGAGAAGCGCUUCAUGAGGAGUGACCACCUCACAAAGCACGCCCGGCGGCACACCGAGUUCCACCCCAGCAUGAUCAAGCGAUCGAAAAAGGCGCUGGCCAGCGCUUUGUGAGGUGCUGCCCGUGGAAGCCAGGGAAGGAUGGACCCCGAAAGGACAAAAGUACUCCCAGGAAGCAGACGCGUGAAAACUGAGCCCCGGAAGAGGCACACCGACGGCACAGGAAGUCACUGCUCUUUGAUCAAUAUUCUGAUUUUCCUCUCCCUGCAUUGUUUUUAAAAAGCACAUUGUAGCCUAAGAUCAAAGUCAACAACACUUGGUCCCCUUGAAGAGGCAACUCUCUGAACCCGUCUCUGACUGUUGGA